Messenger RNA from Chlorocebus sabaeus (green monkey), 833 nucleotides. NCBI's taxonomy places the organism in Eukaryota, Metazoa, Chordata, Mammalia, Primates, Cercopithecidae. The record is from RefSeq and is a predicted model, not a curated record.
AGGCUGGUUUGCGUCGACAUGGCGGUUUCCCUGAGAGUCUUGCUGGGGGGCGCGUUUGCGCUGCCGUCGCUCGCUGUGGGUUCGCGACCCGGGGGGUGGCGGGCCCAGGCCCUAUCGGCCGGGAGCCGGACCCCGAUUCCGACUGGGAGCCGGAGGAAUGGGAGCUGCAGGAGGUGGAGAGGUACCGGCUUCUCCUCGGGCCCUCAGCUUGAAGCUGGGCCUCGCGCCCCGGCGCCCCAGGCCGCGCCCCCUUUGCGCCGGGUGUCCUGCCGCUGCUUGCGCGGCGGCCCUCGUUUCCUCCUACCCGUUGUUAGUCGCGCAGCGUGAGGUGUUCAGCUCCCCAGGGACCACUGGUCCCUUCAUUAGUGACGUAUUUCAUCAUUAGUUUAGAGAGUUCGGCAUGCUUACAGGCAGUUAUUGUUCUAGGUGUUAGCUUUCUGGGUGUACAGAGCAGCUCUAAGCCGGCAACACGGCCCGGUUGCCCUUGCGAUCAAAGAGAAGAGGGCUGGGCGCUCCAUGAUUUAGCCUGAGGCUCUACAAACAUCCAUUCUGCUUCCACGCAUGGCUUGUGCCAUUGGUUCUCCUCCCCCAGCACCCUGAAAGGACAGAAAAAAGCAAUCCGAUUCCAGAAAAUUCGGAGGCAAACGGAGGCGCCUGGUGCCCCGCCCAGAACCCUGACUCGGGAAGCCAUGGAGCAGAUCCGGUAUUUACGUGAGGAAUUUCCAGAGUCCUGGUCAGUUCCCAGGUUGGCUGAAGGCUUUAAUGUCAGCACUGAUGUGAUCCGAAGAGUUUUAAAAAGCAAGUUUGUACCCACAUUGGAGCAGAAGCUGAAG